Triticum dicoccoides is the source of this 636-nucleotide messenger RNA. RefSeq names its product E3 ubiquitin-protein ligase CIP8-like. The transcript has 3 exons. Lineage: Eukaryota; Viridiplantae; Streptophyta; Magnoliopsida; Poales; Poaceae. The record is from RefSeq and is a predicted model, not a curated record. Bases 22 to 444 code for a protein of 140 amino acids.
CGCCGUUCCCUUGUGGCAACCAUGGCCGGCCCUGGCAGUGGCAGACCAGCCGGCGGCGAAGGCUACUGUGAUGUGAUUUAUUCACCCUAUCCGCAGUCGUCGCCUCUUGCUCCUCGCCUGACCGACCUGUUCCAACAAUUCGGCCUGGACAAGAUCCGCGAUAUCAUGAACCGCCCCGAUGGCAAGACGUUCGAGCAGAGGAUCGACCGCCUACGAGAGGAAAUGGAUGCUUUCGAACGUGCUCGUAACAUAUUCUACAUGGUCGAGGUCGACGAUGACGAGGAUGAGGAUGAGGACGAGGACGAAGAGGAUGAAAAUGUAGGACAGAUGCUCUUAGGUGAUGAAGAAGACCCAGAUACCGCGAAACGGCCACAUGCUCCUAUUGAAGGCGAACUGGAAUGCAAGAAGCCAAAGGUAGCACAAGACUUGAGGUGCCGAUUAUGAGAAGAACCUGAGGCUGGACGGACAGAGAAUUCCUCACGGUAGUUAUUAGUGAUUUAUGUGUGCUGUAUGGAUCACCCAGCCUAUGUUUUCUUAGUUUACAUUGCACCAACAUAUUUCAAGAUGCACUUGUUUAUACUCUUGAGUAAUCUGCACUUUUGGACAAUCUGAAAUGAUUAGAGUUGCACUUGGUUA